AUGGACUGGAAGACAUUCCAAGCCCUCCUGAGUGGGGUGAACAAAUAUUCCACAGCUUUUGGGCGCAUAUGGCUCUCUGUGGUGUUUGUAUUCCGAGUGAUGGUGUACGUAGUGGCGGCCGAGCGGGUGUGGGGUGACGAGCAGAAAGACUUUGACUGCAACACCAAGCAGCCUGGAUGCUCCAACGUCUGCUACGAUCACUUCUUCCCCAUCUCCCACAUCCGUCUGUGGGCAUUGCAGUUGAUCUUCAUCACCUGCCCGUCCUUCAUGGUCGUCAUGCACGUGGCCUACCGGGAUGACCGCGAGCGCAAACACAAGGCCAAGCACGGUGAGAGCACCAAGCUGUACCAGAACACAGCCAAGAAGCACGGCGGUCUGUGGUGGACCUACCUAAUCAGCCUCUUUGUCAAAACGGGCAUCGAGGUGGUCUUCCUCUACCUUCUCCACCACGUCUACGACAGCUUCUACCUGCCCAGGCUGGUCAAGUGUCAGGUGUUGCCUUGUCCCAAUGUUGUAGACUGCUACAUUGGCCACCCUACUGAGAAGAAAGUGUUCACCUACUUCAUGGUGGGCGCUUCUGCGCUUUGCAUUGUCCUCAACAUCUGUGAGAUCAUAUACCUCAUCUCCAAGCGAAUCGUAAGAAUUGCCAACAAGGUGAAGCGGCGUAAACAAAACCUCCCCGUGCCCCAGGACGACUACAUGGACGACCUCUUUAACAACUGCAACCAGCCUCCUGCCAAGGUGGACCUGGAGGAUAAGCCUCCGUCCUUCAAAUCCGCAAACAGGCCAGAGUACAGAUUUUCCACACUGAAGCUUGAAGACAAGAUUCGGGCCUCAGCUCCAAAUCUGUCUACUCCUUGUUGA
Messenger RNA from Nerophis lumbriciformis (worm pipefish), 864 nucleotides. The record is from RefSeq and is a predicted model, not a curated record. Lineage: Eukaryota; Metazoa; Chordata; Actinopteri; Syngnathiformes; Syngnathidae.